AAAUCAGAAAAACCCUCACUCUACCUUCUCUUCAACCCUAAAACCCUAAACCCGUCGAUUCCCCGGAAAAAAAAUGGGCAGCAGACAGGCAGCAGUGUCGUUCCUCAGCAACAUAGGCCGCGCCGCCUUCGGUCUAGGUACGGCGGCGGCGGUGUUGAAUACAUCCCUGUACACGGUGGACGGUGGCCAGCGCGCGGUGCUGUUUGACAGGUUCCGCGGCAUCCUGGACGAGACGGUAGGUGAAGGCACCCAUUUCUUGAUCCCAUGGGUUCAGAAACCAUACAUCUUCGACAUCCGCACCCGGCCACACACGUUUUCGUCGAUCUCCGGCACGAAGGACCUCCAGAUGGUGAACCUCACCCUCCGUGUUCUCUCCCGUCCGGACACCGACCGUCUUCCCACGAUCGUCCAGAACCUCGGUCUCGAGUACGACGAGAAGGUGCUCCCUUCCAUCGGCAACGAGGUCCUCAAGGCCGUGGUGGCUCAGUUCAACGCCGAUCAGCUCCUCACGGAGCGGCCGCAUGUCUCCGCCCUCGUCCGCGAGAGCCUCAUCCGGCGAGCCAAGGACUUCAACAUCGUCCUUGAUGACGUCGCCAUCACGCAUCUGUCGUACGGAAAUGAAUUCUCGCGUGCCGUGGAGCAGAAGCAGGUGGCGCAGCAGGAGGCGGAGCGGUCAAAGUUUGUGGUGAUGAAGGCUGAGCAAGAGCGGCGGGCUGCCAUCAUCCGUGCGGAGGGAGAGAGCGAGGCCGCGAAGCUGAUCUCGGAGGCUACUGCGGCGACCGGAAUGGGGCUGAUUGAGCUGAGGAGGAUUGAGGCCUCCAGGGAAGUGGCCUCCACCCUUGCCAAGUCUCCCAAUGUUGCUUAUCUCCCUGGUGGCAAGAACUUGCUCAUGGCUCUUAAUCCUUCUCGUUGAUAUGGGUGUGAUGAUAUGGUGUAAUGGCAUCCAUGGAGUGGAGUAGACUUUGAAGAAGUCUUUCUUUUUCUUUCUUUUGUGAACUCCAUCUCAUCUAAACAUAAUUUCAUAGUAAUAAUUCUUUGAAACGAAAAAGAAAAAUGUUAGAAAGA
Arachis ipaensis is the source of this 1065-nucleotide messenger RNA. RefSeq names its product prohibitin-3, mitochondrial. The record is from RefSeq and is a predicted model, not a curated record. Gene Ontology annotation, biological process: mitochondrion organization. Gene Ontology annotation, cellular component: mitochondrion; membrane. NCBI's taxonomy places the organism in Eukaryota, Viridiplantae, Streptophyta, Magnoliopsida, Fabales, Fabaceae.